This is a messenger RNA of Salpingoeca rosetta, 195 nucleotides long. Its product is annotated as H/ACA ribonucleoprotein complex subunit 3. The record is from RefSeq and is a predicted model, not a curated record. Gene Ontology annotation, molecular function: box H/ACA snoRNA binding; telomerase RNA binding. The transcript is spliced from 3 exons. Gene Ontology annotation, cellular component: box H/ACA telomerase RNP complex; box H/ACA snoRNP complex. Bases 1 to 195 code for a protein of 64 amino acids. Lineage: Eukaryota; Choanoflagellata; Craspedida; Salpingoecidae. Gene Ontology annotation, biological process: snRNA pseudouridine synthesis; positive regulation of telomerase RNA localization to Cajal body; ribosome biogenesis.
AUGUUUCUGAUGUUCUACCUGGACAGCGAGGGCAAGCGCGUCUACACCCUCAAGAAAGUCGACCCCAACGGCAACCCCACACAGUCUGCACACCCUGCACGAUUCUCCCCGGAUGACAACUACUCGAGGCACCGCGUGACGCUGAAGAAGCGCUUUGGCAUUCUCCCAUCACAACAACCGGCCAAGCGCCUGUAA